AUGUACAUUCAUUUAACAUUGUCUUUUUCAGGAAAUAAGUGGGUAUACUCAGAUACCGACCUAGGACCGGAAAACUGGCCGCUGGUCUUCCCGACUUGUGGCGGUAAACAUCAGUCUCCAAUCGAAGUUAUAUCUAAGCAGGUGGUACACGACGAGGAUCUGACAUACUUCCACUUAAACGAACUGAAUAACACCAAUGGCGUGUCGAUGGUUAUAGCGAAUAUUGGCGGAUAUACGGUUGAAAUUUCCGUCAGUGGCAGACCUAUUUACAUUACCGGGGGAGGCCUAGAGGGACGCUACAGACUGAUACAGUUUCACUAUCACUGGGGGUUGAAGAAUCACCGAGGUUCAGAGCAUGUUAUUGAUGAAUGUUAUUUUCCUAUGGAGAUGCACAUCGUUCUAUAUAAUGACAAUUACGCCAAUUUCGCUUCGGCUCUACACAAACCAAAGGGUAUUGCUGUGUUAGCAUUCUUUUACAAGGUUGGUAAAGUAAACAAAGGCAUGUUCCAGAUUACGAAUCACUUCAUGAAUAUCAAGUUCAAAGGACCGGAAAACUGGCCAUUAGUCUUUCCGACUUGUGGAGGUGACCGACAGUCUCCAGUCGAAGUUGUAUCUGAGCUGGUGGAACCAGGCAGAGGCCUAACCGACUUCAACCUCAGUGAACUGAACAACACCAAUGGCGUGUCGAUGGUUAUAGCGAAUACUGGUGGAUAUACGGUUAAAAUUAUCGUCAGUGGCAGUCCUAUUUACAUUACCGGAGGAGGUCUGGAGGGACGCUACAGGCUGAUACAAUUUCACUAUCACUGGGGGUUACAGAAUCACCGAGGUUCAGAACACUGCAUCGAUGGAGGUUAUUUUCCUAUGGAGAUGCACAUCGUUCUGUAUAAUGACAAGUACGCCGACUUCACUUCUGCUAUACACAAGAAUAUGGGUAUUGCUGUAUUAGCAUUCUUUUUCAAGGUUGGCAAAGUAAACAAAAGCAUGCUCCAAAUUACGAAUCACAUCUUGGAUAUCAAGUUCAAAGACAGCAGAAAGCCAAUUGCUGCGUUUCCAAUAUUAUCUUUGUUACCGAAGAAGAUCAAUUCCUGGUUCAGAUAUGACGGCAGCCUGACCACGCCCCCUUGCUCUGAAUCGGUCACGUGGACUUUAUUUAAAGACGAAAUCCACAUUUCAGACGCACAGAUCCAGGAAUUUCGCAAUAUCUUCGAAAACGUUCGAGGACAAGAAAACAGGACUCUAGCUGAUAACUUUAGGCCACUGCAGGCACUAAACAGUCGUAAAGUGUACACCAACCUUCACUUUGAAACAAGUUCUGUUACCACUGAACCCACGACGCAGUAA
Molecule: messenger RNA, 1341 nt
Organism: Gigantopelta aegis
Lineage: Eukaryota; Metazoa; Mollusca; Gastropoda; Neomphalida; Peltospiridae
Product: carbonic anhydrase 7-like
Exons: 11
Coding region: 1-1341 (446 amino acids)
Molecular function (GO): zinc ion binding; carbonate dehydratase activity
Source: RefSeq, a predicted model, not a curated record